Molecule: messenger RNA, 5961 nt
Organism: Tachysurus fulvidraco (yellow catfish)
Lineage: Eukaryota; Metazoa; Chordata; Actinopteri; Siluriformes; Bagridae
Gene: lrch4
Product: leucine-rich repeats and calponin homology (CH) domain containing 4
Exons: 18
Coding region: 225-2342 (705 amino acids)
Molecular function (GO): protein binding
Source: RefSeq, a predicted model, not a curated record
CCCUCAUCACCCACCCUACAGAUUGACAGUUAAGUGCGCGCGCGUCGCCUCCUCGCUAACUUUACGGAGCUACCGGAUUUUUACCGUCGCUUCCGGAUCUGAUCAGUUUCCUGAAAGCUUGUCGCUCUCUGGAUGUAAUACCUGAGGAAAUGAGAAUAUAGGAGGGUCCGUGAGCGCAGUGAAUAAGGCCAGAGUAAAGGGGUUGAAGGGGUUUUGUUGUGUUCAUGGCUGCUGGAGACGGGGCUCAGCUGCCGGCGACACUAGCGGCCAGCAGGAGCGUAGAGAAGGCGCUCGAGGAGGCGGCGGCCAGCGGAGCGCUCGUGCUCUCUAACCGUAAACUUAAGGAGUUUCCACGAACAGCCAGGAAUUACGAUUUAUCCGACAUUACACAUGCAGAUCUGUCAAAGAACCGGCUGUGUGAGGUGCCAGAGGAGUUGUGCCAGUUCAUCUCUCUGGAGACGCUCAGCAUAUAUCACAACUGUGUGCGCUCAGUCCCCUCCACCCUCUGCCAGCUACAGGCUCUCACCUACCUCAACCUCAGUCGAAACCAGCUGUCCAGUUUGCCUCUGUCAAUAUGCGAGCUCCCGCUGUUGCGAGUGCUCAACAUCAGCAACAACAAGCUACCAGUCCUUCCUGCUUCCAUACACAGACUUGUAAAUCUCCGGCAACUGGAUGUGAGCUGUAAUGAGCUGCAGUGUUUGCCGGUGGAACUGGGUCAGCUGGAGGGUUUACGGGAUCUGAACUUGAGAAGAAAUCAGCUUACGACUCUGCCAGAGGAACUGGCAGAGUUGCCGUUAGUUCGUAUGGAUGUGUCCUGUAACAGAAUUUCCCACGUUCCCGUGUGCUAUCGACACUUACGGCAUCUUCAGCUCAUCUCACUGGAUAACAACCCUCUGCAGAUGCCCCCAGCGCAGAUCUGCUCCAAAGGGAAGUUCCACAUUUUCAAGUAUCUAAACAUGGAGGCAUGCAAAAGGAGCCAGGACCAGCUGGAGAGAGCUCUGCGGCCCAGCGGCUUCAGCAGCUGUCUUUCAGAUCAUGAGCUUUUCCCUGGUCAGUAUGGAGGCCUGGACUCUGGCUUCAACAGUGUAGACAGUGGCAGCAAGAGAUGGUCUGGAAAUGAGUCGGCCGAUGAUUUUUCAGACAGAUCUUUGCGAUUAACUGAAAUUUCCCGUGAGCUGCACAGGGAAGAAGACGAGAAGAACAUGUUGCCGGAUACACCCAAAGUGAACGGAGACGUGGAGCAGGUGGAUUUCAUCGACAGCAGUUUAACAGAAGAAGAUGAGGAAAGCUGCAAACCAGACACUCCCAGUCCUCCACAGGCAUCACUUGUACAGGAGAAGACUGAAAGCAAGUCCACGCCCUCACAGAGCCCUGAUUCAGUUGGAAGCAGGAGGAGUGUUGGCAGUGACUCGGCCGAUGCAGGCUCUCCGUCCAGUCCCACGCUAGAGGAGAAGAAGAGGCCUGGCACUCUGCAGCUCUGGCAGGAGAGAGAGCGUGCGCAGCAGCAACAGCGAGAGCGUUUGCAGAAGACGGCAGUGAAAACAGGAAGUCAGUCGGCAGCAACAGCCAAACAGGCAGGAACAGGAAGCGCCUCGUGUGGUGACUCUACAGACUCCAGUGCUGCUGUUAACGGUCUCCGCCAAAGAUCAGUGACCGUGGAUCAGAUUCCUCCAGUAUCCCUGCAACGUUCAACAAGCCGUACAGAUGCGCCCUGUUCUACUAAGCCGUGUUCUCCGACUGGCACUGCUCCCAAACCCAACAGCUUCCUCUUCCGCGCCUCUUCACGCUGCAAUGUGAAGACUUCAGGACCCAUGCAUUCUCUGGCUGAGUCAGGUCGCAGUGAGUCCCGAUCCACGCUCAGAUCGCCACGAGAGGAGAGAGCAGAAAUCACCCAGUUACGUAAGUCUCUGGAGUCUUCCCUGAAGAUCACCCUCCCAGACGAUCUCGGUGAAUCGUUAUCCAACGGCAUCAUCCUCUGCCAGCUAGCCAAUCACGUACGCACUCGGUCGGUGUCAAUCAUCCACAUCCCCUCCCCUGCUGUGCCAAAACUGAGCGCCGCUAAGUGCCGUCUCAACGUGGAAAACUUCCUCGCUGCCUGCCGAAAGCUGGGCGUUCCUGAGACGGAGGUGUGUCUAGCGUCUGAUAUCCUCUGCAGUAAGCUGCGUGCAGUGCAGCGCUGUGUGGAUUCACUCUUGUCCAUAGGAGGAGUGGAGUUGAAGGAGGAGAUGAAAGCACACACUCCCUCUCUCUCUCCCUUCUCCCUCGUCCCCACCGGCUUCCUGCUCUUCUACUGCCUUGUCAUGGGCCUGCUCUACCUGCUCUACCACCACCUUAUUGCAUAAAGCGCAUACGUGUGUGUGUGUUUACAUGAGAGCGUGUGUCUGAUUUGAUCAAUGUGUGCGCUUCCAUAUAAUUAAUAAGGCUUCGCAGCAGUGUACUUCCAUGCUACGGCACUCGAUGCAUACGCUGCCUAGAUGGAGAUACAGUAAGCUCUGUAAGUAGAGCUAGUCGCACUGCCACCCAGACAGCCAGGCGACCACACACACACACACACACACACACACGCACACUCUUAUACACUACAUUGUUCUGUAACAUUCUGUAAGCUGCAGUGAAUAGAUGCGGAACCAAUACAGUGGUGUUUUUAAUGCUGUAUCUGUUUUAAGCAGAAAUGUAUAGAAAAAAAUUCUUAAUAUUGCUACAAGUUUAUGGACAGAGAGACCUUGUGGGAUUGCAGUCUGUUUUUUUUUUUUGUUUUGUUUUUAUUCUGAAUGACAAAAGCAUUUUAGGUAUAAGCUGCUCAGACAAAAACAUUAGCCUCAUCUGUCUUCUUUUUUUUUUUUUAAAUAUAACUUGGCUACGACUCAUUUCACCUUCAUAACAGCGCCAGUCCUGUUAGGUGUGGAAGCCAGCAGAACCUUGUCAGUGUUAGACCCCCUGCACUUACUGGGUACAACUCAGCUAGACUUUGUGUAGACUAUGUUAAUAUUUUACCUGCUGUUCCAAACAGUCCCAAAAGUUAGCUUUUUUUUUUUUUUACCCUAGGGUAAAAAAAACAAAUGUACAGUUUUGGCUGUAAAGGAUUCUUGUGUCUGUGGAAUGACGAAACCAAGGCAGCCGUCUUCAACGUUCUGUAGAAGUCCCAGGAGAAAAGCGUCCAUGCACUAGAUUCCCAAACUUUAUUCCCAUAAAGUCAGCUGCUGUACUUCUGUACUGCUGCUCAUGCUAUAACACAAUGCAGCUGAACACAUCAGACGAAAGAGCUACCUGCCCUCUUUCUCAUACAGGAGCUCACAGGCACCGGUGGUUGGCCAGUGUCGAUCUUCCCGCCCACCUAGACCCCAGGUUAGGACAGGUUACUCUCUAGUACUCUUGGGUGUGGAUGCUUGUGGCAUCACUGGGAUUUUAGUUUGUUACUUUUUUUUUGUGAACCAAUUGCCACAUAUGUGCUGUGCAGAGAUCCCUACAUCUAAGGGUUAGCUGUAGCAUCUAAGAUUUUUGACCCUAUGCUAAAGCAGUGGCUUGACAAUACAUUAGCAAAAUUUAGACAAAAUGCAAAUCUGCUAAACGGGAAAGGAGGCUUUUACUGCACACUGACUUCAUCUAGGUUGCGUGAGCUAAUAGAAACAGCAAAAAGAGCAGACAAGUUAUUCUUUCCUGUCAGUAAUGAAACUUUAUCUCUUACAUACUGCAACCAAGAAAACACAUCGUAUGUGACGUGACAUAUGUUAGGAACUUUUGUGGAAAAAUUCCAAUUUUUGUCUCUCUGCCUGCUAAGAUUUUCUUGUUAGCAUUGUUGGCAACUGUGUCUAAGGGAUUGAGGAGAUUUUUGUGUGCGCUAACAUGUUUGUUGAUUUGUUCCAGUGAGGGUCAGACUUGUGUUCUGCUUAAACCUGAAGCACCAAACCCACUGAAUCUGGCCAGCAAACUGACCAUGAUUUAAGGAUGAGUUACCUUCGUCUUUGUGCUGCUAUUGAUGGAUGAGGGUUGUUUUUUUUUUGUCUGGGGAGCUUAUUAAAACCCUUAAAUCUAUGCUGCCCAUCACAGCAAGAUGAUCUUAAUCAGAACGAGUCUGUUUUAAAAGUGGUAUUUAUCUGUUCUUAGUAACCACUUCCCAAAGGGCUUUGCCACCGCUUUGCCUUAGCUUACACACGGGAUUGAGCUUUGAGGAUGGUGUAGUGUUUGUAUGUGUCCUUUUGGGGAAGAGAGUGUUUUAUAACGGUUUAUUUAGCCACCGGCACAAAAUGUAAAAUCCGCUCACAUCUUGUUCAAAGGGCUUUAAAUUUUUAACCACUUUGUCUCAGUGCUUGCAAAUGUAAGUGCCUGCAAUGUCUUGACUGAAGCUACUGUUACAAACGCCACCGUGUCUGUUCCAGUCUCGGGGGCUUUAAUGAGUAUUAAAGCUCCUGUUCCCAUUUGUUCAGAGAAAUUCAACCCAGAGAUUUCUUACAAAUACUGAGGUUUGUUGGACUGGAACGAAAUGCUUGUUGUUUGUUUUUGUUUUGUUCUGCUGACUGUGACCACCAGGGGGCAGUAGUAUUGCACAUCUGCACUCGAUGAUAUGUCUUAUGGUACCGAAGUAAUGUUUCAGAGUUCUGAUGUUGUAUGUAUGUGUACUGUUUUGGUCUGCUUGCUAUGUAUAAUUAAGUUAUUGUUUAUUUAUUCAUGCAUUCCUUUGUCAAGCAGCAGUGUUGGGGAAACGCGGCCUCGUUGAGCAAUCCUUAUCCGGUCUCUCAUGUUAUAUGUAAUUUAACACAGAGUAUAUACUGUACUAGAAUGGAAAUACUGAGCUCCAUGUCAAAUGCAUCAGUUAAAAUCAGUUCCUGUCAUUUGUGUGUUUGUAUGUAUGUAUGUGUGUGUGUGUGUGUGUGUGUGUGUGUGUGUGUGUGUGUGUGUGUGUGUGUGUGUGUGUGUGCGCAUAUAUAUAAACACAAACAAAAACAGUGAACGUUAACGGACGCUGGAAAUUCUUCUCAGUGGAACAUCCCAUUAAAAGCAUCUUAAGCUUCAUUUUAAAUGCCUCGGUAAUGUCGGUUUUAGGCCCAUGAGUACCCAUGUUUCCUCAGUACUGUCUGCUGCUGUUGCUUUUGUGUUUCCUGCAUACUUAAUGUGAUUUAGCAGCUUUGCAGACAGUUGACUAACGAGCAGACGCUCAUCUGGAGAGAGUGAUAAGGGCACAUGGGAGAGAAUGGAGUGAAGGAGAAGGAGGAGAGGAGAAGCACAAGGGUGGGCUGAUAGUAUAGAAAAUGUGAGGGGAGAAAGAAAAUAAUGUUCAGCAAAUGGGUUCAUUUUCACUUAUCCAAUUUGUCGAAUUCUUCCCACUGAUGCCUUGUAACAUCUUCAUACAUUUAAAGUGAGCUUCCUUAAAAAAAAACUCAAACCUACAGUAUGCAUGGAUUUUCAAAGUUCCCUAAAACUAAAAUCUUUUUUUUUUUUUUUAGCACAUUUUCAGUCCACACAAAUGAAAUUGCCUGAAGUGCUUGCUGUAACCAAAAGCCAUGUUGCUUAUUCAGAGCAGGGAUGUUGAAGAUCUACCCACAAAUGCUGUCCUCUUCGUUUUUUCUUUCUUUUUUUUUUCCAACCACUUUCAGUUUUUUGUUGGAGCAAGAUCUGCAAUAAUGUUUCAACCAAAAUGUCUCUUAGGGUGAAGCGAGUUAUGAAAGCAAUGAAAGCACCAAACUCACUGGAGUUGAAUUUUGAACUUUUAAAGAAAUUGUUAAGAAGCAAGAUGUAUUUUGUAAUAUUUAUAUCCCUCAUGUAUUUAAGGAGGUCAAUUGUAAGUUUAUAUAGAUUCAGAUUUUUUUUUUUUUUUUUUUUUUGGCUGUAAUUAUUAAAGAAGGAAAAAACGGAUCCUAUUAUCUGUGCUGCUUCCUUGUCUGUUUUCUCGUAUGUUAUCUUGAGUGUGUUUUUGUUUUUCUUUCUCAAGCCAAUCAUCUUCCCUCAGGUGUCUGUUGAUAGCUU